GGGGGGGGGUUGUUAAGAAAGGCAUCUCUGUUUGUAGACCUUCAUAUCACUGGAAAACUGAACCGCGCCUGACAAUAUUUACUGUCUGACUGCCCACUGAUCAAAUCCUGACAAUAUGUCCUACAUGUGACGUGAUUUACAUAAACCCCCUAACAUCUUGAAGAAGAAGCUGGAAGGAGGUUUUACUGCUCAAUGGAGGACUGCACAACUUUUGUGACCACAAAGCAGCAUUUGCUGCUCAUCAUGCAGAGACAGGUGGCUGGAUUCUGGAACUAUUCAAGGACGUAUGAACAUGACUAUCCACUAUUUUAAUCAAAUGCAGCGCACCUCAGAGCAGUGCAUGAAGAAACAAAGGAAAAGCGAGAACAGCGCCAUCCACCUCUCCUCUCCAGUGGUGGAGGGCGAAAGGAAGAUGGAUGGAAGCAGUUUGACAGUUUAUGGUGACGGCCAGAAGGUGAAGGUGGUGUACGAGGUAUACCCUGGUGAUGUCCGCAUCAUGGAGAAUGAUGCCCACUCCCAAAGACUGUUCCAGGUCACCAGCAGAGAUGGUGGAGGAAAGGUGCCCUCUCCAUCGGACGUAGUCACCAACGGCAGGGGACAGAACGACCUACAGGAUCAGAAUGCUCCAAAGGUCUGUAACGUAAUGGUGAUUUGUGAUGCCUCCAGCAGCCAGCCCUGCUCUGGGCCUGAGGACAACUCAACAGACACACACGAGACUCUAACAGAGACUUCAACUAUGACCUUUGUGGAUGCACACACCAUUGAUGAGUCGGGGGAGACACACAGCCUACUCUGUGUAAUGGAGGUACACAUUAAUAAGGAGUUUGUCCUCAUUGAUGAUGAUGAUGACGGUGACAUGUCCCUAAGAGAGAAGACUGUCACUAACAUGUCCAUCAUGGAUGGUAAUGCUGCAGACCUGGUCUGUGGCAGACGGCUGUCCAUCUCUACUGACACUUACUCUGAGUGUAAAGAGGAGAGUGUGGCCCCGGAACCCACUGCACAAGCAGACACACACACUAAAAAGCAGCCCUGUUGCUUCUGUUCCAUUCUAUGAUCAUUCUAUCUGUUCCUUUUUAUGACCAUUUCAUCCAUUCACACUGUAUCAGAGGCAGAGCACAUACUGUAGUAAUUUUUAGUUUUUGUAAUUUUGUAUACAUUUUCUAUCAAUCAACCCCUAUUGUCUUCAAAAGCUGCCCACUACUCUGCACAAAAUGAGUGUGGUGAUGUUAAAAUCAUGGUUAUUUGUCAUGUCAUGUCACUGCACAAUAUUUGCAUCGAUUUUGCAUUCUUAUUUAUAGUGUUGGGUAAUACGAAAUAAAGGUGCAUAGUGAAAUCAUCAGCAUUUCUCUUAGCUACUCAGGACCACUUUGAAUGCUUCUUGAAUCAAACACUGUGAUCUGAAUAAUAGGUUCUUUACAGAAAGCCUUUGAGUGAUCAUGUGUUGAUUUCCAUUUAUGUUCUGCUUGCUCUUCUUCACUUUAGAUACACUUUUAAUACUUGUACUUUAUGUACUAAUAUGUGUCCUUUGUUUACUGUACAUUCAAUAAACUUCAAUUUUUUUGCAUUCCUAAAUAUUGUAGUCAAAUGUCUUGAGAAAAGUCAUCUGAAGUAGAGGCCCUUGCCUGCUCUAUACAUUCUAUGCCUAUUUAGUUACAAUGUUGUGUUACCAUACAUUGCAUCUUCCUCUGUACAGUAUAUGUGGAGAGACCCUAGUGGAGUGUUUGUUUGCUGGUUUUAGGGACAGGCUGGUGCUUAAUCAGGCCUCUCCAGCAGGCACAGUGUGACAUGGGUUCAAUGGGAGAGUGAUAGAGGGAGACCCCCUCUGAGUCCUGGUGGGCUGGGUGAUGAUAGCAGCAUGGUGGACUUACAGUAUCUCCCCCUCCUACACUACUGUAUACUAGACUAACUCGCUCCCCAAAAACCAACUGGAAACACAGCUCAAUGGUGAAUGGGUGUUCUCACUGUGUUGACCCUAUUGUUGCGAUGGUGAGCCAGUUUUACUCCAUUUCACACCUUGUUUUUUUAGCAUCAGGGGACAGGGUUUUCCUUAAAUACAUGUGACAAAGCAUCUAGUGUGGGUUGAAGUUAUGAUGGGUCUCACAAACACUGUGGAUAAAGUGGAUUCAGGAAAAGGUAGGCUGUAUAAACAAGUAGGCCUGCCUACAAUUUGAAGAUUAAUUUACUUAAAUUCAUUGUAUA
Molecule: messenger RNA, 2199 nt
Organism: Oncorhynchus mykiss (rainbow trout)
Lineage: Eukaryota; Metazoa; Chordata; Actinopteri; Salmoniformes; Salmonidae
Source: RefSeq, a predicted model, not a curated record